This is a messenger RNA of Cotesia glomerata, 1228 nucleotides long. RefSeq names its product nitrile-specifier protein 1-like. The transcript is spliced from 4 exons. Gene Ontology annotation, biological process: positive regulation of stress-activated MAPK cascade. NCBI's taxonomy places the organism in Eukaryota, Metazoa, Arthropoda, Insecta, Hymenoptera, Braconidae. Gene Ontology annotation, molecular function: protein binding. The record is from RefSeq and is a predicted model, not a curated record. Bases 52 to 954 code for a protein of 300 amino acids.
AAUAUUUCAAUAAUAAUUAUUUAAGUUUGUAAUUUAUAAUAAUUAUUAAAUAUGUAUUCGAGUAAUCCAUUCAAGUUCGUUGAAUACGUCACCAACAGUGCUGUUUUGCCGAAAUGUCGCACGGAACCAAUACUGUAUUGCGACGGAGAAAAUUUGUACAGUUUUAGUGUUCAUCAUUUAAACUUGAUGGUAUUCAACUUGCAAACAAGAUUGUGGCGGUAUAUGUAUGAAGGACGCUGCCUCAUUCUUCGAAUGAAUUCGCUGGUUGGUGUUGCUUUUCACGGAAGAAAGUUGAUUAUUUUGACAUUCAUGGAAUCAUUGCUAGAUCGUACAAGUCAUAUGCAAACAUUCGAUUUGGACAAGGAAACUAUGGUUGUCACUCCUCUAACUGGAGACAUACCUCUGUCAACCAAACCAUUUAAUUUCAUAAUUCAUGAUCACUAUUAUUACACUGUUGGAGCUAUCAGAGAUCACAAAGAGUAUUCUGACGUCUAUCGACUCAAUACGACGACUUUUAAAUGGGAAUCUGUGUAUAAAUGCACUGGGUUGGAUCGUAAUGAACCUAAAAGAAGACGAGGUCAUACUUUAGUAUACGAUGGAAGUAAAAUUUAUAUUUUUCGUGAGACCCUAAACUUCAGUUAUGUCGUUGGCAAGGCAGAAGCCGUCGAUAAUUUUCAGAAACUUCCUGCAUUUGAUUUAACUACACGCAAAUGGACGAGUGUUGAGACUUACGGAGAUAAGAAACAUAAGCCGCGAUACCCGAAGAAUAACCGAGGAGCCUUUGCGUUAACGCAGUACACAGAUCCGGUGUAUUACCGAUUCCUGUUGAUUUUCAUUCAAUGUAUGCUACUCCGGAAGGACAGUUGUUUGUGUACGGAGGAUUCCGUGAUCAAAAUACUCGGUGUGGAGAGGACUGUAAGUCGUGUUCUACAGCAGUACACAGCGCUUGGGUGACAGUUCCGAAGCUUGAAUACUUGUGCUGGAAAGCUUUGCAACAUCACCACCCAGAUUGGGCUGCUAAGUCUCGGAGACAGGUUGCUCGAUUACAAUUACCAUGGAAGUUUUUCGAAUCAAGACUUCAUAAAAUUUUGUAGAUCUUUUGUAUGAUUUAUGAUCAAGUAAACAGCGUGAUCAUAAUAGUGAUUAAGUAUUGAUGCCAAUUUUUUUUAUUAAUUAUUUACAUUUUUAAUAGUUUUAAAAUCUGAUUAAAUGUUCAACCCUUAAAAGU